AGUGCUGUUUUGCUGUCCUCCGAAGAUACCGGACAUCCUACUCGCGGAGGAUAGAACUAGAACUAUACUGCUAGCUCCUCCGCUAAACGCUCCUUGAAAACAUGUUCUGGCCGGAGCAUAUAUCUACGAUCGGCAUUCUCGCCGCUACCCUUUUCCUUCUCCGUGUACUACACUCCUUUGGCCAUUUCAAGAUUCAGCACACGUUAUGGGAGAAGAUCGGCGUAGUGGGUGUAUCUCCGGGCGGUGGUAUCUUCUCCUGGCUGCUCGCUGUGCUGAAGUCGCCCGUGAAGCUGGAUGAAUAUCUCCAAGAUGGCUACGACAAAUAUUCGAAGCAGGGCAAGCCGUUUGGACUGCCUACCAUGUGGAUGGGCGGUUAUCUUGUCAUCCUACCUCGUUCAAUGUUGCACUUUCUGAACAGAUCCAGGCAGGAGCUCUCCGGAUUUAAUGCUUUGCUCGAGGGCAUCCAAUUCAAAUACCUCCUUUCAGAUCGGGGACGAAUCUGGUCCAAUCCAAUACAUUUUGAAGUAACAAACGAUUUGACAUCAAAGGACUUGGCAGUUCUUGCGCCCAUCAUGAUGGAAGAGUUCGAAAAUGCAUUCCGUACAUGCUGGGAUGAUCCGGGCAUGGCCGACAAUGGUCUCAUUACUGAUGCAUUUGCCUCCAUGACACGAAUCACAUCGCGCGUGUCGGUUAGAGUUAUGCUUGGACUUCCUAUCUGUAGGAAUGCAGAGUAUAUGGAAGAGUCAAUGCGGUACUCCAACUCUAUCAUGCAGAGCGCAGCUAUCAUCAAUUGUCUCCCACCUUUUAUGAGGCCUGUGAUAGGAAGACUUCUUGGUCUAUGGACGCGGCACAACGCGCGGAAAGUACUCAAGUUCAUGGUUCCUGUGGUGGAAGAACGACUGCAAAAGCAUAAGCAGAUGGGUGGCGACGCACACAGCCAGCUCGAUAUGCUCCAGUCACUGAUCCGCGUAGCGCAGAACCAUGGGCCAGCGGAGUUGGGCGCCGAUCGAAUAGCUAAACGCGUUCUUGCCCUCAAAACCAUGUUCAUUUUCGGCAUUGGUUGGGUGUUUGCGCAAGCCGUCUUGGAAAUCUACAGCAAUCCAGACUGCGCCGAUAUAGUCCGAACUCUAGAGCAAGAGUGCCGUAGAGUAGCGAGAGAGAAUAAUGGAUUGUCGACACGCGAGGCAAUCGACAAACUGUACCACGUGGAUUCGGCGAUCCGGGAAUCGAUGCGUCUGAAUGAUGCCUUCCUGCAUACUUUGCCUUUCGAUGUUGUAGCAGGCUCACCGAUCGAAUUGAGCAAAGGUUGGACGAUAAGUCCGGGAUCACGAGUCCGCAUGGCUUACCCAGGACGAUUUGUACAUUUGGACCCUGACAUAUAUCCUGAGCCACGGCGUUUCGAUCCGUUCCGUUUCGUGCAUAAAGGCGACACUAACAGUUCAGAAGAGUCCGGAGAGGAGGCCAUGUCCAAGCAAGAAUUGCUAACCACGCCUAGCAAGUCGUUUCUUUUCUUCGGCUAUGGACGCCACGGCUGUCCUGGCAGAUGGUUUGUAUCUACGCUGGUGAAACAGGCUUUGAGCUACGUGGUUCUCAAUUACGAUGUGGAGGUGACGAAUUUGCCGGGCAAGAAGCAGUCCCUGUUGAACUUUGUGCUCCCUCCAAUGGAGGCAAGACUACGAGUGAAGCGGAAAGUAUCAGUCUCGACUGAGUGACAGCUCCGGCUGUGAUUUAGGGAUUGAGUCAGUUGACUCAUACUUUUGUGGGGG
Messenger RNA from Pseudovirgaria hyperparasitica, 1766 nucleotides. RefSeq names its product cytochrome P450. Gene Ontology annotation, molecular function: oxidoreductase activity, acting on paired donors, with incorporation or reduction of molecular oxygen; iron ion binding; monooxygenase activity. The coding region runs from base 102 to 1712 and encodes 536 amino acids. The transcript has 2 exons. The record is from RefSeq and is a predicted model, not a curated record. NCBI's taxonomy places the organism in Eukaryota, Fungi, Ascomycota, Dothideomycetes, Acrospermales, Acrospermaceae.